Messenger RNA from Callorhinchus milii (elephant shark), 505 nucleotides. RefSeq names its product ribosomal protein S15 (gene rps15). Gene Ontology annotation, cellular component: ribosome; cytosolic small ribosomal subunit. Gene Ontology annotation, molecular function: RNA binding; structural constituent of ribosome. The record is from RefSeq and is marked provisional. Lineage: Eukaryota; Metazoa; Chordata; Chondrichthyes; Chimaeriformes; Callorhinchidae. Gene Ontology annotation, biological process: ribosomal small subunit assembly; translation.
CUUUCCUGUGAGGAGCGCCGCGAUGGCAGAUCAGGUUGAGCUGAAGAAGAAGAGAACCUUCAGGAAGUUCACCUACCGCGGGGUGGACCUGGAUCAGCUGCUGGACAUGUCCCAUGAGCAGCUGAUGCAGCUGUACUGCGCCCGUCAGCGUAGACGGGUCAACAGAGGCCUGAGGCGCAAGCAGCAGUCACUCCUCAAGAGGCUGCGCAAGGCCAAGAAGGAGGCCCCGCCCAUGGAGAAGCCUGAGGUGGUGAAGACUCACCUUCGGGACAUGAUUAUCCUCCCCGAGAUGGUGGGCAGCAUGGUCGGCGUGUACAACGGCAAAACCUUCAAUCAGGUUGAAAUCAAGCCUGAAAUGAUUGGUCAUUACCUUGGAGAGUUCUCCAUCACCUACAAGCCCGUCAAACACGGCCGCCCUGGUAUCGGUGCCACUCACUCCUCCAGGUUCAUUCCUCUCAAGUAAACUGUGCUGGAAAUGCAGUGUAAAUAAAUAAACUCGUUCCGU